This is a messenger RNA of Xyrauchen texanus (razorback sucker), 3490 nucleotides long. Its product is annotated as polypeptide N-acetylgalactosaminyltransferase 3-like. The transcript is spliced from 11 exons. Bases 261 to 2099 code for a protein of 612 amino acids. Gene Ontology annotation, cellular component: Golgi apparatus. The record is from RefSeq and is a predicted model, not a curated record. NCBI's taxonomy places the organism in Eukaryota, Metazoa, Chordata, Actinopteri, Cypriniformes, Catostomidae.
AAAGCGAGAUGUUCGCAAUGGUCCAAGACGUCAACGUUUACAUAGAAAAAACUAUUGAAAAACAGUACAGAUAGACUAAAAAAAAAAAGUGAGCGUUUUGUGCGAACAGACCCUAAUAUUUUGUUUUGUGUUCCACGGAGUACAAAAAGUUACACGGAUUGGACCAACAUGACGGUGUGACAGCCGGUGAUGUUACGCACAGGGCGUGUGCCAGGUGAACCUUUGUUUCCGACACUCCCGUUUGGCUCUGUCACAGAAGAAUGAAAUUUUUCCGCAGACUUCUGCGCAGACGACUGCACCCAUGGAAGCUCGCCAUCGUGGCAUUAGUAUUUGUGACAUUCCUGUUUCUAAUGCAACGAGAAGUGGUCAGUCAGAACCCCCAGGAUGAACGGGAUGGUGUUUUUGGGAUGGUGAUGGGUGCGAUGAAUAACCUCCGUGACUCUAUACCAAAGAUGCAGAUUAAAGCACCGGUGAGACAGCAAGAAGACGAGGCCUGUCUAUCUGGGUAUUACACGGCUGCCGAACUCAGACCGGUCCUAGAAAGACCCCCGCAGAACCCCAGCGCUCCGGGUGCUUCCGGAAAGGCUUUUCACACUGAGAAUCUGAAUCCAGCUGAGCAGAAAGAGAAAGAGAAGGGAGAGGAGAAGCAUUGCUUUAACUUGUAUGCAAGUGAUCGGAUCUCACUAAGCAGAGACCUCGGACCUGAUACGAGACCUCCAGAAUGCAUAGAGCAGAAAUUCAGACGAUGCCCACCCCUGCCAACCACAAGUGUGAUCAUCGUGUUCCAUAACGAGGCAUGGAGCACGCUACUGCGGACCGUCUACUCUGUCUUGCACACCUCCCCUGCGCUCCUCCUCAAAGAGAUCAUCCUCGUGGAUGACGCCAGCGUUGACGAGCGACUAAAGGACGAACUGGACGAGUAUCUGAAACAGUUGCACAUCAUCCGUGUGGUACGCCAGCGUGAGCGAAAAGGUCUCAUCACUGCUCGACUCCUCGGGGCAUCUGUGGCCACAGGAGACACCCUCACCUUUCUGGAUGCCCACUGUGAAUGCUUCAACGGAUGGCUUGAGCCUCUGUUGGCCCGGAUAGCAGAGAACUCCACAGCUGUAGUGAGUCCCGACAUCACCACCAUAGACCUCAACACAUUUGAGUUCAUGAAACCCUCACCGUACGGACAGCACCAUAACCGCGGGAAUUUCGACUGGGCUCUGUCCUUCGGCUGGGAGACCCUUCCCGAUCACGAGAAACAGAGGCGCAAAGAUGAGACAUACCCUAUUAAGACGCCAACGUUUGCUGGGGGGCUCUUCUCCAUUUCGAGAGAUUACUUCUACCAGGUCGGAAGCUACGACGAGGAAAUGGAGAUUUGGGGGGGAGAGAAUAUCGAAAUGUCCUUCAGGGUAUGGCAGUGUGGUGGGCAGCUGGAAAUCAUCCCUUGCUCUGUCGUUGGUCACGUGUUCCGCACAAAGAGCCCUCACACCUUCCCUAAAGGCACACAGGUGAUCGCUCGCAACCAGGUGCGACUGGCCGAGGUCUGGAUGGAUGAUUAUAAAGAGAUCUUCUACAGGAGAAACCAGCAGGCCGCUCAGAUCGCCAAAGAGCAUUCGUUUGGAGAUGUUUCCAAGCGUGUAGAUCUCCGGGAAAAGCUUCAGUGUAAGAGCUUUUCCUGGUUUUUGAAGAACGUCUAUCCGGAGGUCUUCAUGCCCGAUCUUAAUCCCCUGCAGUUUGGCGCGAUAAAGAGCGUGGGGAAGGAGGCCUGUUUGGAUGCUGGAGAGAAUAAUGAGGGAGGGAAGCCUCUGAUCAUGUACUUCUGCCACGGGAUGGGAGGAAACCAGUAUUUCGAGUAUUCAACCCAUCAUGAGUUACGACACAACAUUCAGAAGGAGCUGUGUCUGCACGCAUCCGAUGGAAUCGUAAAAUUAGAGGAGUGCCAGUAUAAAGGUCACAACACCAUGACGGGACCUCAGCAGAAAUGGGAGCUGAGAGAGGAUCAGCUGUUCUAUAACAAGGGCUCAAAACAGUGUUUGACUGCUCGACACGAGAACCCCUUUCUAGUGUCCUGCAAUCAAGCUGACAAAUACCAACGCUGGCUCUUCACCUGAGCGGAGGGACCACUGAGAGACACACACACACACACACACACACACACACACACACACACACACAAACAAAAUCACAGGGUCCAAAAUUAGCUUUUUGCCAUAGCUGCCAAUGACGAGUGAAAAUGUACCUUCCAUAAAUAUUUCUGUAUUUUAUAUAAAAAAAAUAUAUAUAGUUUAUGUUCUUAUGAUUGCAGAAUUAUAGAGAGUUUUUUCCCCCUUACACAUUUGUGACUAGAAAAGGAAUCGAAAACCUGAACUGGUUCUUUUUAUUUCCGUGUUUGGUUUUGUUAAUGGUUCUUGAACGUGUGCAUUCAUACGGCUGGAUCACAGUGCUGGAAUAUUUUCACAGUGUUUUCUUCACCGAUAUUUAUCACAGUAUAUUUCUACAUAAAGCUUGUGAUCUGAAUUGAAUGUGAUGAGAGAAGAAGACUGGGUGCCACAAAAUAAAAACAAAGAGACAAAGAGUCUUUAUUUUGCGUGUCCAUCGCUGGUCGCACGCAAACCAGUGUAGUCUGAUUCGCAAACAAAUGACUCUUUAUGAAUUGAUUCUUUUUAAUAACCUUAAAAUUCUGGAUUUUGUCUUUAGUAGACAUCAUGAGUUAAAUUGCACACGUCACUUUUAUCAGCGAUGGUCAGGUGUACUCUCAUAGUUCCUAAUAAAGUUAAAUGUCAAUUGACAGGUAACUGAAUUAUUCACUUCCCAAAGCAAAUUUUUACUCUACUUGGCGAGUUUUAAUUUUGGACCCUGCACACACACACACACACACACACACACACACACACAUACUACACAACAAAGUCUCCUGUAUGACAGGGAGAGAAUUUUAAUUUAUUUUUGGACAUGGAAAAUAUUGCUGCUGGAAUAAUCUAAAGGACCCAAAAAAAUGGUGCAUGCAUGGACAUUCCAGUAUUUACAGUACAGUAUAUAUAGUAUAAAGUACAUACUGUAGGGGCCAAGGUACCUUGUGGGUGGGUGCUCAGAAAAGUGCAUUCAAGUGAAGUUUUAUAUUUUUAUCUUUAUCUCUGUUUUAUUCCUUUUUAUCUGAAAGACUUCCAUAUCUGUAUCCAUUGCAUUUCUACAUUUUUUACUGGACAAUAAUUCACAAUGGACUCUAUAUUAGCUGCAAUUUCGAAUGUGAAAUUCAGACUAUGAAUGUUUUAACGAGAGAAGAGGCCUGAACAGAUUCUUCGAUUAUUUCUGCUACGCAUCAUGCAAAUUUUAAAACACCAAAGACUUCUUGAAAGUAUGUUUUUUAUUCCCUUUUCACCAUGUUUUUUUCUUUUCCUUUUCUUAAUUUAUGUGCAAUGAUACGAUCUUUUGGGUCAUUUCUGUUACACAGUACUAUUUCAUCUUUCUGUAAAAAACCCCCACAUGAUUGUCUUUUAUUAAA